Molecule: messenger RNA, 1749 nt
Organism: Arvicola amphibius (Eurasian water vole)
Lineage: Eukaryota; Metazoa; Chordata; Mammalia; Rodentia; Cricetidae
Gene: Arhgap15
Product: Rho GTPase activating protein 15
Exons: 14
Coding region: 117-1562 (481 amino acids)
Biological process (GO): signal transduction; regulation of GTPase activity
Cellular component (GO): cytoplasm
Source: RefSeq, a predicted model, not a curated record
UGAGAUUAAGCAGCUACUAGCACAGGCCUCCUCAUAGGACACGUGACUUUGCUCUUUUCCGUUUUGUGGAAAGUCUCAUUAACAAGAGUUGAUACCAGCUUUAAUAGCAAGUCACCAUGGAGAAAAGGAUAAGCUGCGGUGCACGGACAUCUACAAAUUGUGAUAACCCUUUGGAAGCACUGAAUUCUGCCCACCAAGCUCCAGGAGCCGUGCAAAUGAGAAUCAAAAAUGCCAACAGCCACCACGACAGGCUGAGCCAAACUAAAUCCAUGAUCCUCACCGAUGCUGGGAAGGUCACUGAACCUAUUUCCCGGCACAGAAGGAAUCAUUCACAGCAUGUCUUGAAAGAUGUCAUUCCACCGCUAGAACAUCAAAUGGUUGAAAAAGAAGGGUAUCUUCAAAAAGCCAAAAUUGCAGAUGGAGGGAAGAAACUGAGGAAAAACUGGUCUACCUCCUGGAUUGUUCUUUCUGGUCCAAAGAUUGAAUUUUACAAAGACUCCAAGCAGCAAGCUCUCCCCAACAUGAAAGCAAGGCACAAAGCAGAAUGUGUGGAUUUGCAUGGUGCACAUAUAGAAUGGGCCAAGGAAAAAUCAAGCAAGAAGAGUGUCUUUCAGAUCACAACAGCAUCAGGAAAUGAGUUCCUUCUCCAGUCAGAUAUUGACUUCAUCAUAUUGGAUUGGUUCCAUGCUAUCAAAAAUGCAAUUGACAGAUUGCCAAAGAAUCCGACUUGCCAGUCCAUGGAGUUGUUCAAGCUCCAGAGAUCCUCAAGUACUGAACUGCUGAGUCAUCGCCACGGUGAUAGAAAAGAACAGAAACCAGAGAACAGGAAGUCUUUCAUGUUCCGACUGCAUCACAGUGCCUCUGAUACAAGCGAUAAGAACCGUGUGAAGAGCAGACUGAAGAAGUUCAUCUCCCGAAGACCUUCUCUGAAAACUUUGCAAGAAAAGGGAAUCAUUAAAGAUCAAACUUUUGGCUCUCAUCUGCACACAGUGUGUGAACGGGAACAUUCCACAGUUCCAUGGUUUGUAAAGCAAUGCAUUGAAGCUGUUGAAAAACGAGGCCUAGAUGUUGAUGGAAUAUAUCGAGUUAGUGGCAAUCUGGCAACAAUACAGAAGUUAAAAUUUAUUGUCAACCAAGAAGAGAAGCUGAAUUUGGAUGACAGCCAGUGGGAGGACAUCCACGUCGUCACCGGAGCACUGAAGAUGUUUUUCCGGGAGCUGUCUGAACCACUCUUCCCUUACAGUUUCUUUGAGCGGUUUGUGGAGGCGAUCAAAAAACAAGACCGUAAUGCAAGAAUUGAAGCUAUAAAGUCUCUGGUAAAAGAUCUCCCUCCACCAAAUCAUGACACCAUGAAAAUCCUCUUUGGACAUCUGACUAAGAUAGUGGCCAAAGCCUCCAAGAAUCUCAUGUCCACCCAAAGCUUAGGAAUUGUAUUUGGACCCACCCUUCUGCGAGCUGAAAAUGAGUCGGGGAACAUGGCGAUUCACAUGGUAUACCAGAACCAGAUAGCAGAGUUCAUGCUGAACGAGUAUGAUAAGAUCUUCAACUCAAAGGAAGACUGACAGACAAGACAAGCUACUGAGUGUGUUCACAUCUGUCUUGAUGCCUAAUAUUUUUACAUUUUUGUAAACAUAUUUCUGAAAUAUUUUUUCCUUCCAAGCGACAGAUGCUUCAUUUUGUGAAAACUUAGUGAUGAUUUUGUAUUUAAGUUCCAAACAUUUGAAUAAAAUAAAUGACAAUAUUUUCCUA